Messenger RNA from Ictalurus punctatus (channel catfish), 1708 nucleotides. RefSeq names its product protein phosphatase 6, catalytic subunit (gene ppp6c). Gene Ontology annotation, cellular component: cytoplasm. Gene Ontology annotation, molecular function: protein serine/threonine phosphatase activity. Lineage: Eukaryota; Metazoa; Chordata; Actinopteri; Siluriformes; Ictaluridae. Gene Ontology annotation, biological process: G1/S transition of mitotic cell cycle; peptidyl-serine dephosphorylation. The transcript has 7 exons. The record is from RefSeq and is a predicted model, not a curated record. Bases 13 to 930 code for a protein of 305 amino acids.
GUUGUUCUUAAAAUGGCGCCGUUGGACCUGGACAAGUAUGUUGAAAUUGCAAGAGAGUGUAAAUAUCUUCCAGAGAACGACCUAAAGAGAUUGUGUGAUUAUGUAUGUGACCUACUACUAGAGGAAUCAAAUGUACAGCCAGUAUCCAGUCCAGUCACUGUUUGUGGUGACAUCCAUGGACAGUUUUAUGACUUGUGUGAACUUUUCAGAACUGGAGGACAAGUACCAGACACAAACUACAUUUUCAUGGGUGACUUUGUGGACAGAGGGUAUUACAGUUUAGAGACGUUCACAUACUUGCUAGCACUUAAAGCAAAGUGGCCAGACCGCAUCACACUGCUGCGUGGGAAUCAUGAGAGUAGGCAGAUUACACAAGUGUAUGGCUUUUAUGAUGAGUGCCAAACUAAGUAUGGAAAUGCCAAUGCUUGGCGAUACUGCACUAAAGUGUUUGAUAUGCUGACUGUUGCUGCCCUGAUAGAUGAGCAGAUCCUUUGUGUGCAUGGUGGCCUUUCGCCUGACAUCAAGACUCUGGACCAGAUUCGCACCAUUGAGCGGAACCAGGAGAUCCCCCACAAGGGGGCAUUUUGUGACCUCGUCUGGUCUGAUCCAGAGGAUGUUGACACUUGGGCUAUCAGCCCGAGGGGUGCUGGCUGGCUCUUUGGCGCCAAGGUCACCAACGAGUUUGUCCAUAUUAACAAUCUGAAGCUGAUCUGCCGUGCACAUCAGCUGGUUCAUGAGGGCUACAAGUUUAUGUUCGAUGAGAAGCUUGUCACCGUGUGGUCAGCCCCCAACUACUGCUACCGCUGUGGCAACAUUGCCUCAAUUAUGGUGUUUAAGGAUGUGAAUACACGGGAGCCCAAACUGUUCCGCGCCGUGCCUGAUGCAGAGCGAGUCAUUCCACCCAGAACCACAACGCCAUACUUCCUCUGAGGGCGAGAUCUUUGAUGCCCACUGUGUCCACUCUCCCCUCUUUCUCAUCUUGGUCAACCUCUCUUUUUGUUUUUGGUUGGUUUGUUUGUGGGUUUUUUUUUGUUUGUUUUGUUUUGUUUUUUUUUAUAUCUGAAGUUUUAAAAAAAAAAUAUGCAUCCCCUCUCACCACCCCUUCCCCGAGAUUAGAUUAUGAGGAACCCUGAGGAUGUUGCUAGCCCUUUUCAUGAGAAGUGCAAGCUUGUCAUGUAGAAAUUUGGUAUGAAGAAAACAGUGUUCCUCUUGGUGCUGGUUUUUUUUUUUUAUUUUAUAUAUAUAUAUAUAUAUAUAUAUAUAUAUAUAUAUAUAUAUAUAUAUAUAUAUAUAUAUAUAUAUAUAUAUAAAUUUAUAUAUAUAUAUAUAUAUAUAUAUAUAUAUAUAAAUUUAUAUAUAUAUAUAUAUAUAUAUAUAAAUUUAAUCAUACAUGGAUUUAAUCAUAUGUGGUACCAUAACUCUUAAAGAAUGUACACCACUUAGUCAGACCACUUUGAAUAUUGGUUUACUCAGAUGGUUUAAUCUGGCCCUUUUCUCUUGAAAACUAAAGUGCAUAAUGAAAUUGCAAUAUGGGGGUGAGGUUGGACCAGGUGAUGAGACAGAGGAGGCUGUGAUUAUUUUGUACAUUUAAAAAUUGUAUUGAUUUAAUCUUUUUUUUCCAGAUUUGUUGUAUUUUAUUAUUGUAGAGAUGGUGACCCACAUACCAAUUAAAUAUUGAAAAAUAAACCCCAUUUAUUAUUAAUUUAAA